Prunus mume (Japanese apricot) is the source of this 733-nucleotide messenger RNA. The record is from RefSeq and is a predicted model, not a curated record. NCBI's taxonomy places the organism in Eukaryota, Viridiplantae, Streptophyta, Magnoliopsida, Rosales, Rosaceae.
UGGCCCUUAACAAACAAAAUGGGGGUUAAAGUCUAUUCAAUACGACUUACCGUUUGGUUUCGAACACCUUAAACGACUGAAGCAUGUACUCGCAAUCGUCCCUUCCACUCGCCCAUGGCGGCGUGGCCUCGUCGUCCUCCUUCUCCUUCUCGUCGGAGCCAGAGCCAGGAGGUGUAGAAGAAGCUCUGCUCCAACUGGUUCAGGACCACCACCAAACCUCCCUCAGACUCCGCGAAGUCACUGAGAAGGCGAAGAAGGACGCGAUUAAGAAGGCGGCGCGCGCGGCGGAGCUGAUGGUGGACGCAGUGAACGGCGGCGUUCAAGAGUCGUUUGUGAACGAGAAGCGAAUUGAGUAUGAAAUUAGGGCUUUGACCGCCACCAUCACUCGCUUCACCAAACAGACCGAUCAAUGGCUCUCUGUCACUCAUUCUAUGAACUCCGCCAUUAAGGAAUUUGGAGAUUUUGAGAACUGGAUGAAGAUCAUGGAGUUUGAUUGUAAGAGUAUCACUGCAGCUAUUCACAACAUUCACCAAGCAUGAUCAAGCAGCAAGGUGUUUGUCUUUACCAAUUUCCAUUGCUGCAACUUGGUUAUGGUCGUGGAGAGAACUGUCAUAUUUUUUUUGGGGCAGAUUGUGUGCUGGAGGAACGACUUUGGGUUCUGCAUUUAUCUUACUUCCCCCAAAACAGACACCAAAGUCUUUGUAAGCAGCUGUGUUUUGUUAAUGUAAGAACA